Messenger RNA from Paramecium sonneborni, 929 nucleotides. Lineage: Eukaryota; Ciliophora; Oligohymenophorea; Peniculida; Parameciidae. The record is from the annotation of a GenBank genome assembly.
AUUUAAUUUGAUUAUGGCAGCAUCUUUGCAUAUUUAGUUUUAUUUAGAUAAACUAAUGAAUAUUGAUAAAGAAUUAGGAGGAACAGCAGCAGCUUGUAUAAAAUAUUUAAAUUAUAAAAUAGAAAAAAAAGGUGGAGAUGAUUUUACUAGUUUAAAGGAUUCAAUCCAUACAUUAUUAUUUUAACUUAGAUCUAAAAUAGAAUAAAAAGCCAAAUAUGCUAAUGUUUAAAGAAAUGUUGAAACAAUAAAAUUAGAUGUUGAAAUAAAAGAUUUGGUUACAGAUGUUGAAAGUUUAUUAGAUAAGUUGAAUGAAGCUUUGAGAAAAUAAUCAAAAGAUAAAAAAGUAUAAAAAUUUCUAAUAAUUAGAAAUAUCCUGAAUAAAAUAUUUAAGCAAAACAAAAAAUAUAUUCAAAUUAUCGAUAAUAACUUUAUGAUUUACAAUAAUUGUUAGAUCCUAAUGCAAUAAUUGAUUAAUAAUAAACUAACAAUAGUGUAGAAACAGUAAGUGCUCUUAAGAUGAAAUUGAUGGAUUAAGAUGGUAGAAAACCUCCACCAUCAUAAUAAAUGACUUAAGAAGAAAAAGAUGCAAUGUAAAGAUGGAAAUAGAAUGAUGAAUAAAUGGAUAAAUAACUUGAUGUUCUUAUUGAUGGUACUUAACAAUGGAAAGAGAAUGCAUAGAAAAUUGGAUAAGUAAUAUUUUAAAUUGAUUAGUUAGAAAAUUGAUCAUACAACUAAUUAAAUAGAUAAGUUGACUGUUUAAGUUGAUAAAACUAAUGAAGAAUUAAAUAAAUAAAAUAAUUAGUUGAAGAAAAUUGUGGAAAAAUAUAGAUAACCAAAUAAGUUUUGCUUAGAUAUGGUUUUAAUAUUCAUCCUUAUUGGAUUAUGUGGUGUUAUUUAUGUAAUCUUAAGAUGAAUUUAAUCAAUACAUG